Penicillium olsonii is the source of this 1281-nucleotide messenger RNA. Lineage: Eukaryota; Fungi; Ascomycota; Eurotiomycetes; Eurotiales; Aspergillaceae. The record is from the annotation of a GenBank genome assembly.
AUGCGACAAGGUCAAAACUCGUUCAAUGGGAAAGGCGAUAAGCUGCAGCAACCGCUGGCGCACUAUUGCGAUGACAAGGAUAUUGAUGACAUCGCAACCUGCCAGAAGAAGGGCAAGACAAUUCUUCUCUCAAUUGGUGGUGCCACCUACAGCGAAGGUGGCUUCAAGGACGAGCAAGCAGCCAAAGAGGGCGCCCAUCUCAUGUGGGAGACCUUUGGGCCCAAGCAGGAAGGAUCAGAGGCCCUACGUCCUUUUGGUGACACUGCUCUCGAUGGAUUCGACUUCGACUUCGAGGCCAACGUCGAGCACAUGGCUCCAUUUGCCAACGAGCUGCGCUCUCUGAUGGAUGCCGACAAGAGCAAGCAGCGAUUCUACUUGACUGCCGCACCCCAGUGUCCUUACCCAGAUCAAGCAGACAAGGAAAUCCUCAACGGCCCCGUUUACAUCGAUGCCAUUUGGGUGCAGUUCUACAACAACUUCUGCGGUGUCGACAACUUCAGCACCGACAACUCGAGCAACAAGUACAACUUCGACGAAUGGGAUAACUGGGCCAAGACAGUUUCCAAGAACAAGAACGUCAAGGUCAUCGUCGGUGUCCCUGCCGACACCACUGCCGCCAGCACCGGGUACAUCCCAUCGUCCAAGUUGGACAACGUGAUUGAAUACUCGAAGAAGUUCGAGAGUUUCGGAGGUGUGAUGAUGUGGGAUGCCACGCAGGCGUACGGCAACGACGGGUUCAUCAGGGACGUACGGAAAAGCCUAGGAGGCGCUGAUGAGUCCGAUUCCGGUUCGUCGCCCGACUCGGCGUCACCAUCGGCGCCCCCUCCUUCUCCGUCCACGUCCACUGACUCUACGAAGACAUCGUCACCGAAUACAUCGUCAACGACGACAUCGUCAUCUUCCAAUGCACCCGACUCCUUACUCUCAUCUUCCUCCUCCUCAUCUGCUACUGCUUCGCCCAAGGAACCUGAGAACACCGCCGAAGUCAAACCAACCGCCAUUCCUACCAGUCCCACCACGACCGCCAAGCCAGACACCACGGCCCCCGCGCCUACUGCCACCAAAGCCUCGGACAACGACGAUUCGGACGAAGAGCCUACCACGCCCUCAAGCGACGAUGACGACGACGACGACGACAACGACUCGGUCGGUAACAUCCUCGGAAACGACCUCAUGGGUCUUCUGGGUGGCCUUCGCUCGGCAAAUGAUGUUACUCAUGGUAUCACCCACGGGUUGAGUAACAUCCUUCGUCGCGGGCAGCGCACUCGCGACUCUGACUGA